CAGAAAAGUUCGAUCGAAAUCAAGAUGACGAGAAAGCUUAUCGUUUUCCUGUUCAAUGGGACGGUUGAUCCGAGAGAGAUGCGCUUGACAAUGACGUAGAGAUCGCGCCGGAUUGAAUCAUGCGCUCGCAGCCAGGUAUCGGCGACCUCGACGUCACAUUGCGAAAUCCGCGGGGAGCCCGCGAAGGCCGCCGCUCGCUCUGUCAUCCCGAUGCCGGUUCGGUGCCGGCAGGUUACGUAGGCUAUCAGCUGAUGGGCAAAUAUGUAACGUCGGCGUGACGUCACGACCACGCCUGCCGCCUUUAUUAACCACGCGCGAGUCGACAACCACCAGAUACGGACAGACCGCCCAAGGAGUAACACGUGCCCGCCAAUUGGAUUGCGCGCUCCGAUAAAAGUUUUCGUGUUAAAGUGUUUAUUGUUUUGAAGUGAAACUUGAGAGAGAUAAUUUUUUUUUUUUGUUUGUUUGGUGAAAGAUUAUUUUUGUUUUAACGUUGAUGAUGGCCAAGUUUCUGUUGGUCGUCGUGAUGUUUGUGGUUGUGGAUGGUGCCCAUAAACACCACCCCAAGUUCCCGAAGGGCUCGGAGGAGUACGACGCCCCGGUUAUUAAGAAAGUGGCAUGCAGUAGUGAAAAUGACAGAUUGCGCAAUGAAAUCAUAGAAAAGUCAAGAUGCGGACCUCCCAAAGAAGUGUUCGUGUACUUAGAACCCCAAGCUGCUCAUGAGCAGGUGAGUCCUGGCGCUGUUUGGGUAAAGCGCUGCGUCGGCUUGUGCGACUGGGAGACAGACGGGUCCAAAUGCAUCCCCACAAGAACCGUCAUCAGGCAUAUACCUAUCCGAAUAUACAACGUGAAGACGGAUAAGGAGACGUGCUCCACGUAUCCUGUAGAGGAGCACGUAAGCUGCGGCUGCUGUUCAGCAACCCACUCCGAUUGCGGAGAGAAUAGAGUGUUCAAUCCUCGUAAGUGCUCCUGCCAAUGUACCAACACUGAAGAGAGACGCAGUUGCCUCCGACAGCGGAGCCAGAAUAUGAGGUGGAAUCGAUCUAAGUGCGCCUGUGAACCUCGCAGGAGGCAGAAAUGAACUCGGUCCAUACAAACUGUUGGUUUUGAUUAACCACUGAGAUGCUCCGGUGGUAUAACAGGACGAGUGUACAACGAAGACAAAGGAAAUUAUGGAUUUCCUGAGAUUUGUGUUGUGAAAGUUUUAUAGACCGUACGUGCUUUUGGAUAAAGUUGACUGACUCAAGUGUCUUAUAGUCAUAUAAGCUUAGGUAUUAACUGAAUCAAACAGUAUUACUGUAGCGUAAGUUAGGACUAAGUUAUUUAUUCACUGAAUAGUUAGGUAAAAAAAUGGGGCCAAAAGGAUUGCUAGGUACUUUAAUUCCACGACUUUUUGGUGUAUAUUUGUUUUUAAUUUGUAAAUAGGCACAAUUACUGAAAUUAUCGAAUUCUCCAUAGGUUUAGUAGAUUUGUUUGGUAUUAAUGGGAGAUGAACGCAUGCAAGGACAUCACUGAUCAGUAUUUUUAAUAUUAAACUUUGUACGGUUAGAUUUAUGUGCGUAAAUCUAGAUUUACGUAAUUCCUAAAAUGUGAUAUAGGUUGUUAUUCCAUUUUCUUGUAAUUAGUUGUAAAUUAAGCAUUUAAAAACUAGAUCAAUUUAUAGAGUAAAUUAUGAUUGUUGCUAGUCAAGAAGAUACUUAAAUUAUUUUAAAUUUUGUCUCGAUUGUACGUGUAAGCUCUCUUUUUGUAAUAAUAACGAAUAAAUAUUGUGAAUGACUACAUUAAAUUAUGCUCACAGUUCUGAUGUUUUAAAGUGAAGUAGCUAAUUGCUUGUACUAUGUUUGUAUUAUAUUCGACAAUAUGUUUUGCUAUGGGCCUAGUCUAUGAUUGUGCCAAAGGCAUAUCGAAUCUCAUAGGUUUUCGUAUUUAUUUUGUAUUUUAACUAAUUUAUAUUGUUAAUGUAAGAAGCUUAUGAAGCUUUAAGUGAUUUGAUCACGAGUUUAGUUUUAAUAUUUUGUAAUUUAUUUUUUUAAUCUGAUUAGAGUCAGUAUUCAAUGAAGAAUAUGAUGAUAAAUUAAAUUUGUACUUAAUUUUUU
This is a messenger RNA of Chilo suppressalis (striped riceborer), 2096 nucleotides long. Lineage: Eukaryota; Metazoa; Arthropoda; Insecta; Lepidoptera; Crambidae. The record is from the annotation of a GenBank genome assembly.